Schistosoma guineensis is the source of this 4631-nucleotide messenger RNA. The record is from the annotation of a GenBank genome assembly. Lineage: Eukaryota; Metazoa; Platyhelminthes; Trematoda; Strigeidida; Schistosomatidae.
CGCUUCUUUCAUAUUUGUCGUAUUUUUAAGAUUGUCCUUCGCCUACUUUCUGUUCUUUUUUCGUAAAGCACGUAUAAAUUACUCAGAAUAGUAUAACCGACCAAUCUAUAAAAGAAUUGGUUUAUUUUUGCUCCAACUUCCUCCCUCGUAUCUCAUGACCAUGACAUUCAUCUGAUAAUCGGAUGGAAUGGAUAAUGUACCAUGUUGCUAUUGUACCUAUGAAGUGCCUUUCCGGGGAGUUUCUUCAGAGCAUCCGACGGGUCACUUGCUAACUGCUGUUAGAAAUUCUGGGGAGAAGCAAUUGCUUGGGAAACCUCUGGAUAAAAUUUUCCGUUUUGGGUGUUUUGAAGUUGCACACAACAAAUUAACAUUAUAUGGAAUUUUGGGUUUAUCAAAUUGGGAAGUAUUAUUUGUGCCAUGUAUUAAUCUUGGACAAAUAAGUAAGGAGGACAUUAAUGCCACUCGUCAAUUAUUAUCUCAAACACUUCAUCGUACAGAACCAUAUUUUUAUCAGUCAUGGAUAUCUAAUCGUCCUGGUUCUAUUGGUUUAGGUAAAAUUGAUUAUUUAAUUAUACAAGAUCGACAUGAUCAUUUAUAUAAAUUUGAUCCAAUUAAUAAUAUAUGGUUACAUUCAAUAAAUGGUAAUGGUAUCAAAUUAAAAAAAUUUAAAAAAUAUUGGUUAAAUACUACUGAUAAUACUACUAAUACUCCUCCUCCUACUCCUACUACUACGACUACUCAUCAUCAUGAUCAUAAUAAAUUACCUCAUACACCAACACGUUUAUUAAUAUUAACAACAGAUUUUGAAGUAUUUAGUUUUCAAUUAUGUUAUAAUCAAUUAAAAUUAUCAACAAUAUCUAUCAUAACAACAAAAGAAUUAAAUAAAUUACGUAAAAAUAUUAAAAAUAAUAUAAAUUUAUUUAUUAAUUUAUUAACUAAAAGAAUAUCAUAUAUACGUAAAUCAACUGGAUAUUUAUUAGCUAAUGAAUAUGCAAUUAAUAAUAAUAAUAAUAAUAAUAAUAAUAAUAAUUUGGAAACACUAUUGAUUGGUCAACAAGAUACAACUAAUCAUAAUCUACAUAAAAGAUCUAAUGUAAAUAUCUAUGAAACUAAUUGCAAUGAUAAUAAACAUGAUUUUCCAGUCAAGUGUACUCCAGUUAAUUCACUGACAAGAUUAAAAACAACUUGGUAUCAUCGUUUAAAAGGAAAUUAUAUAAUAAUUAAUAAUACAGAUUUUGCUUAUUGUCGUACAUUACCAUUGGAAAUACCAACACUUGCAUUUAAAAUGUCUGUAAUUAUAUUUCGCGACUACUUUGAAGGACAUCGAUUUCCAAUUUUAUCAUUUUAUUAUUCAAAUUCAUUAGUUCAUAAUAAAAAUUCUUAUUUAUAUAAAUAUUAUCCACCUUAUUCCUUGGCUACUACUACUACUACUACUACUUCCCCGGUUUCAAUGUCAUUAGUACAUCGAUUCGGUGUAUGGAUAUUAAGAUCUGGUAAUUUAUUAACUGAUAUCAAUAUGAAUCAACUGAUUGAUUGUAAUAAUCAUUUAUCAUCAACAACAACAAUAUCAAAUCAGCAAAAGAAAUUAUAUUUAAAACAUAUUAAAUUAUCAUUUAGUGAUCAUUUAAAUGAAUUAUUCAAAGAUAAAAAUAUUGUCAAAUCAACUGAAUCAACUUUACAAGAAUUUUAUAUUCCAUUAUAUGAAGAUUAUUCUAAUGAUUGGUGUACUACUCCUCCUCCUCCUCCUCCUCCUCCUACUACUACUACUACUACUCAUGAUUGUACAUUUAUGAGAACAUCAGAUCAUCCAACCAAUAAUGAUAAUGAGGAUAUGGCAAAAUCUCUAGAACAGAACAAUUUUAUACCAUCUUCAUUUAUAACUGAAUUAUAUGAAUUAAAUCAACAUUAUGAUAAUUGGUUAAUACCUAAACAUAAUCAUAUUAAACAAUCUUGGUUACAAUUAAAAAAUCUUAUACAAUUACCACAAAUUCAUACACCAAAUGUAGAGAUUUUCAAUGAGUUUACAAAUACUACUACUUAUAAUAAUAAUAAUAAUAAUAGCAUGAAUGAUACUACUGAUUAUGAUGCUUCAGUAGUUGGUGACCAUCAUUCAUUGAUCAAUGUUGCAACUACUACUUCUACUAUCAAUACUAAUAAUCAUAAUAAUACUAGUAGUAGUAAUGAUAAUCUAAUGUUUAUGAAUUGGGAUACCUUAUCAACCGAUUCAUUAAGUAGUGAACGUGAAAAAAAAUAUUCUGAUAUUUUAUUCAGAUCAAAAUCAAAACAAAUGGAUCAUUCAGUUAUUGAUAAACGUUUAUCUACAAGAUCUGAUUGGCAUAAAUUCAGUUUUACUAAUUUACUUAAAACUGAUAAUAAUAAUAAUAAUAAUAAUAAUAAUAAUAAUAAUAAUAAUAAUAAUAAUCCUACGAACAAUAAAAGUAACAGUACUAAUAAUCUACGUAAUAGUAUAGGUCAAUCAUUUAGUAAAAGUUAUUCACAUUUUUAUUUAUUAAAUAAAAAGAAAUUAGAUCAUUUCGCAUUUCAAUGUAGUCCGCAUCGAUCUGAUUGGUAUGAUUAUUUAUUAUCAACAAAUUGGUUAAAUUUAUUAUUGUUUACAUUAAAACAAGCAACACAAUUAAGUCAAUUAAUUUAUCAAUAUUCAAUGAAACCAGUAAAUGGUUAUGAUGGAACAAUUAUUUUAUUAAGUGGACCAGAUAGUGGUCGAAAUUGGCAACCGAUUUUAAUGAGUCUUGUACAGAUAAUGUUAUCUGCAGAGAACAGAACAAUUCUUGGAUUUGAAGAUUUAAUUGAACAAGAAUGGAUUCGUUAUGGUUAUCCAUUUGUCCCCGAUCCAACUGAUUGGCAUGAUGAUUCAGUUAGUUGUGAUUAUGAUGAUGGUGCAUGUUUCGCAUUAUUCAUCGACUGUGUUCAUCAAUUAUUGGUCCAAUUUCCUACAGAAUUUGCAUUUACAGAGGAUUAUCUGGUCUUAUUAUUAGAUAGUGCAUUAAGUCGAGGUGGUGGAACUCCACCAUUCACUAUAGAAUUUUCAUGUUCAUGUGAAGCAACAAGGCAUGUUAAAACAAAAUCAAUGACACAAGAACAAAUUAUUGAAAAAUCAAAUUAUUUUUAUAAUAUAAGAGCAUGGCGUUCAUUUCAUAAUUGGAAUGAUAUUUUAACUGAUCAUGGAUAUCAAUUACUAUUUAAUUGGUUAUAUUUUUGGCAAUAUAAUUCAGAUCCUGUAAAUAAUAGAUCAGAUUAUACUAAACUUAUACAAACUAUAAAUAAAUCUACACAAAUACUUAUACCAAUUUUAUCACCAUUCUAUUAUCCACAUGUUUGGAUUCAUGCAUGGUAUCGUUGGAAUCGUUCAAUUCGUUUAACUAAUGGUGGAGGUUAUGCAUUCAAUGCUGCUUAUUAUAGAAAUUUAUUAGGAUCAACAUUAUUAAAUAAUAAUCAAAAUCCAUUUCAAAUACCACGUACAAAUACUACACCUUAUACUGGUUGGUUAACAGAUGAAUCAAUUAGAAAUGCAUUAAAUCAUAUUGGUUAUUCAAUAUCAUUUGAUGAUUUUUAUAAAAAUUUAUAUGAAAUAGCAAAUUUAUGGGAUAAUAAUGAAUAUUGCGACACAUCUUAAUGGAUAUAAUUUAGAAUAAUACAAAUAAUAUACAUACCUUUUUUCUUUUCUCUUUUCUUUAUCUAAAUCAUAUCUACCACUUAUGUAUGAAUAAUCUCAUUCCUUUUGUUAUAAGUGUGUUUUUAUUUUGUUUUGUUUUUUUCUUUCUUUCUUUCUUUAUUUAUUUAUUUUCAGAUGAUCAAUGGAAAAACUGUUUACCUUUAUUUUACUUUAUUUUUCUUUUUUUUUUUAUUUAAAAGAAGAAAAAAAAAGAACCGCCAAGUAAUCUCACAAAUUUUAUUUUUCUUUAUAAAAUAAAAAAUAUUUUAUUUGUGUACGUAUUCAAGUCAAUGGAAGGAAUCCAAUAUUGAUCUGAAUUUAAAUACAAUAACCCUUUUUUUUUCUUUCUUUCUCUCCUUAAAUCUUUUUAAUUAUUUCAGGGUUUUUUUUUUGUACUUUUUAUAAAUUAAAACAAAAAAUUUUUUUUAAAUUUUUUAUUACUUAAUUUAUUAGUGAUUUAUUUGUUUAUUUACUUGUUUUGUAAAUCUAAUUUAAAUAAUUGUAAUAAGAUCAUUAUGAAUAUUCUAAACAGAUAAACAUGAUUUGUAAUAAUUCUUAAAAAAAUUUAUUUAUAUAAUAAUAGUCUUAAAGCUUAAAUGAGAAGAUACAAACUGAACAAAACCAAGUGAAUUGAAAUUCAAUCCAUUGUACAUGCAAGUGGUUAUCAGGACUCCAGUAGCUGAGUGGAUAAGGCGAUGGUACUGGGUUCGAGUCGCAGAGUGAACAUCAACUCUCUGAGAUGCAGGUACAUCCAACUGACGAGUGCCACCAAAUAGGAGGAAACGCGCGUCAAACUGCAUUCCACUGCUAGCCACUAUCCAUCAUUGCUUACAAAUAGCUUGUGAAUUAAGGUAAUAUCGAGGCAUACGCACAGUAUGCACAUAUGCCAAUAACAGACUGAUCAAUUGCAGUCUUAAACCUCAAUGAGAAGAUACAAGCCAAACAAUACCAAAUGAAU